GGCAGUACGCUGGGACUCGGCUGCGGUGGCUGCGGGGCUAACGAGAAAUUACUAAAGUUCCCGGGAAGCAACAUAGAAUUUACUGAGAACAUUAUGGAUGGAGAGGAGAAAACCUGUGGUGGCUGUGAAGGCCCUGAUGCCAUGUAUGUCAAAUUGAUAUCUUCUGAUGGUCAUGAGUUUAUUGUAAAAAGGGAACAUGCACUAACAUCAGGAACAAUAAAAGCCAUGUUGAGCAGCCCAGGUCAUUUUGCUGAGAAUGAAACCAAUGAGGUCAAUUUUAGAGAGAUCCCUUCAUAUGUGCUAUCAAAAGUAUGCAUGUAUUUUACCUACAAGGUUUGCUACACUAACAGCUCCAUGGAGAUUCCUGAAUUCCCAAUUGCACCUGAAAUUGCACUGGAACUGCUGAUGGCUGCGAACUUCCUAGAUUGUUAAAUAAAAUAAAUUAUAAUAAACUGUUAAUUUUUUCAGU
Molecule: messenger RNA, 469 nt
Organism: Nycticebus coucang (slow loris)
Lineage: Eukaryota; Metazoa; Chordata; Mammalia; Primates; Lorisidae
Product: elongin-C-like
Exons: 1
Coding region: 94-432 (112 amino acids)
Biological process (GO): ubiquitin-dependent protein catabolic process
Cellular component (GO): elongin complex
Molecular function (GO): protein-macromolecule adaptor activity
Source: RefSeq, a predicted model, not a curated record